AUGGACACCUCCCCGGUGCGCGCGCUGCUGGCCCUGCCGCUGCUGCUGCGCCUGGCAGCCGCCGGCCCACCCCGACCCGGCGCGCUGCUGCGGGGCUGCCCCGCGCACUGUCAGUGCGAGCCCGACGGCAGGAUGCUGCUCCGGGUGGACUGCUCCGACCUGGGGCUCUCGGAGCUGCCCGCCAACCUCAGCGUCUUCACCUCCUACCUAGACCUCAGCAUGAACAACAUCAGUCAGCUGCCCCCGAGCCCCCUGCACAGCCUCCGCUUCCUAGAGGAGCUGCGUCUUGCCGGAAACGCUUUGACAUCCAUUCCCAGGGGAGCCUUUGCCGGCCUCUACAGUCUCAAAGUUCUUAUGCUGCAGAAUAACCACCUACGGCAGGUACCCACGGAAGCGCUGCAGAAUUUGCGGAGUCUUCAAUCCCUGCGGCUGGAUGCCAACCACAUCAGCUACGUGCCCCCCAGCUGUUUCAGUGGCCUGCACUCCCUGAGGCACCUGUGGCUGGAUGACAACGCUCUGACAGAAAUCCCUGUCCAGGCUUUCAGAAGUUUAUCAGCACUGCAGGCCAUGACCUUGGCCCUGAACAAAAUACACCACAUCCCAGACUAUGCCUUUGGAAACCUCUCCAGCUUGGUAGUUCUGCAUCUCCAUAACAAUAGAAUCCACUCUCUGGGAAAGAAAUGCUUUGAUGGGCUCCACAGCCUAGAGACUUUAGAUUUAAAUUAUAAUAACCUUGAUGAAUUCCCCUCUGCAAUCAGGACUCUCUCCAAUCUUAAAGAACUAGGAUUUCACAGCAACAAUAUCAAGUCGAUACCUGAGAAAGCAUUUGUAGGCAACCCUUCUCUUAUUACAAUACAUUUCUAUGAUAACCCGAUCCAGCUUGUUGGGAGAUCUGCUUUUCAGCAUUUACCUGAACUAAGAACACUGACUUUGGAUGGUGCCUCACAAAUCACUGAGUUUCCCGACUUGAGUGGAACCGAGAGCCUGGAGAGCCUGACUUUAACCGGAGCACAGAUCUCAUCUCUUCCUCCAACCGUGUGUGAUCAGUUACCCAAUCUCCAAAUGCUAGAUCUAUCUUACAACCUGCUGGAGGAUUUACCCAGCUUUUCAGUCUGCCAAAAGCUUCAGAAAAUAGACCUGCGACAUAAUGCAAUCUAUGAAAUUAAGGUUGACACUUUCCAGCAGUUGUUUAGCCUUCGAUCUCUGAAUUUAGCUUGGAACAAAAUUGCCAUUAUUCACCCCAGUGCAUUUUCUACUUUGCCAUCGCUAAGAAAGCUGGACCUAUCGUCCAACCGCCUGUCGUCCUUUCCUGUAACUGGGUUACAUGGUUUAACUCACUUAAAAUUAACAGGAAAUCAUGCCUUACAGAGCUUGAUAUCAUCUGAAAACUUUCCAGAACUCAAGGUUAUAGAAAUGCCUUAUGCUUACCAGUGCUGUGCAUUUGGAGUGUGUGAAAAUGUCUAUAAAAUUUCUAAUCAAUGGAAUAAAGGUGACAACAGCAGCACAGAUGAUCUUCAUAAGAAAGAUGCUGGAAUGUUUCAAGUUCAAGAUGAGCGUGACCUUGAAGAUUUGCUGCUUGACUUUGAGGAGGACCUGAAAGCCCUUCAUUCGGUGCAAUGCUCGCCUUCCCCAGGCCCCUUCAGGCUCUGCGAGUGCCUGCUGGGGAGCUGGCUGGUGAGGAUCGGCGUGUGGGCCGUGGCCGCGCUGGCGCUGCCCUGCAAUGCCCUGGUGGCGGGCUCGGUGUUCCGCGCCCCCCUGUGCCUGUCCUCGGCGAAGCUGCUGGUGGGGCUCAUGGCCGCGGCGAACCUGCUCACCGGGGCGGCCAGCGCGGUGCUGGCGGCCGUGGACGCGGCCACCUUCGGGCGCUUCGCGCGGCACGGCGCGGGGUGGGAGCAGGGCGCGGGCUGCCAGGCGCUGGGCUUCCUGGCCACCUUCGCCGCCGAGGCGUCCGUGUUCCUGCUGACGCUGGCGGCCCUGGAGCGCGGCUUCUCGGCGAGGGGCGCCGCCAAGUGGGACGCGACGAGGGCCUCCUGGGGGCUGCGCGCGGCCGCGCUGCUGUGCGCGGGGCUGGCCGUGGCCGUGGCCGCGGGGCCGCUGCUGGGCGGCGCGUACGGCGCGUCCCCGCUCUGCCUGCCGCUGCCCCUGGGCGGCCCGGGCGCCGGCGCCUCCGCGGGCUACCCGGCGGCGCUCGUCCUGCUCAACUCGCUGUGCUUCCUGGUGAUGACGGCCGCCUACACCAGGCUCUACUGCAGCCUGGACAAGGGCGAGCCGGACGGCCUGUGGGACGGCGCCAUGGCGAAGCACGUGGCCCUGCUGCUCUUCACCAACUGCAUCCUCUACUGCCCCGUGGCCUUCCUGUCCUUCUCCGCGCUGCUCAACCUCGCCUUCGUGGGGCCCGAGGUCAUCAGGUUCAUCCUGCUGGUGGUCGGCCCGCUCCCGGCCUGCCUCAACCCCCUCCUCUACAUGCUCUUCAACCCCCACUUCAGGGAGGACCUGGGGAGCCUGCGCCAGCGGGCCCCGCUCUGGGCCAGACCCAAGCGCGCCAGCCUCAUGCUCAUCGGCUCGGACGACGACGCGGAGAAGCAGUCCUGCCACUCCACCCAAGCGCUGGUCACCUUCCCCGGGGCCGGCGCCGGCCUCGCCUACGACCUGCCUUCUUCCAACGCGCCGGGGUCGCCGCCCGCCUACCCGAGGGCCACCGAAAGCUGCCACUUGUCAUCCGUGGCCUUUGUGCCAUGUCUCUAA
Molecule: messenger RNA, 2745 nt
Organism: Pipistrellus nathusii (Nathusius's pipistrelle)
Lineage: Eukaryota; Metazoa; Chordata; Mammalia; Chiroptera; Vespertilionidae
Source: the annotation of a GenBank genome assembly